Messenger RNA from Desarmillaria tabescens, 1137 nucleotides. RefSeq lists its product as uncharacterized. The transcript is spliced from 5 exons. The coding region runs from base 354 to 947 and encodes 197 amino acids. The record is from RefSeq and is a predicted model, not a curated record. NCBI's taxonomy places the organism in Eukaryota, Fungi, Basidiomycota, Agaricomycetes, Agaricales, Physalacriaceae.
CAGUAUUAUCAGUCAACUUAAACUCCUUCCACGCUACAAUCAUCUCUAGUCUUUCAACAUUCGGACGAUGUGUAUCAGGUCAUCUAUACCGACGACGGUUUCCUCCCGGAGAAGUCAUGCACUGAGGCGUCUGCCACUCUGUUGAAGCUUCUGCGGCAGCAACAUCGGAUGUUCAAAAAGCAAUAGUAGGGCUAGUUUUGAAUUCAAGAGACACGGAUACAAGUAAAUGUCGCGUCGAAAACUAAUGGACACGGAUUUGUAUACGGUCAAGAAUCAAAUGAUACAGGUCACGAGAGAGGGACGCGGGUUGUAGGAAUAUCGGCAGACAGCAGACAUUGAGACGCGGUGGAUAUAUGCUCUCUGUCCUGGAGCCGAAACUCAACUGGAUAUCUAGCGUGAAACCUUGCCGUACGAGAGGCAGACACAGCUCGAAUGGUUGCGAUGAUGAAAGUCGUGGAAGACCACGACAAACCCGUACCAUUCUGCACCAAAGGCGACUUCCCUUCAUCAACCAAUUCCUUCCCGCGACGCGCCUCGUUCUCAUCCAAUCGCCUUUCCGACAGCGGAUCACCAGACCAUCCCAACAAUCUCGUCUUCCUUCGGCGCAUUUUCGUCACCACCAACGCAGUGAUAAGCAGCAGGGACACUGCUACCAGGAUGAGGAUCACUGCUGGGGUACUAGGCGAGGAAGGCAUCGCUUGAGUGAUUGUGUUGGUGCAGAAGGACCAUCUUAUCCUGGCAGGCCAUGUGCAUCCCAAGUGCUGAAAUUAGAGGGAAUGCCACCGAGUCAUGAACGUGGGAUCGUCGAGUAUUCACUUGACAAUCGCGCGCGACCUAGAUGGUUCUCUAUCAACAACUUCUUUACCUUCUCAUCGUUUUCCUUGUGUCUUGCUCUCAUUCACUGGUUCUCUCGUUACUAUCAUAUCCCUCUUCCUCUCAGAAUAUGAUGCGCAGGGGACGGGCAUGAGAGAUGAAGGCUAUAUCUGGGUCAUUGUUUGGGUCUACUGAUCUUCCGGCUAGUCUUUGAAAGAGCGUUACCAGUCCUGAGACGCAUCGGCCUUCACAUGUUCAUUAGAAUAUAGGGGCAGAUCAUACGAAAGCAACGAACCGUACACACGAAACUGAGAAUGGACAUGU